Messenger RNA from Staurois parvus, 321 nucleotides. Lineage: Eukaryota; Metazoa; Chordata; Amphibia; Anura; Ranidae. The record is from the annotation of a GenBank genome assembly.
GGCACAUCGGGCAGGACCCCGGGCAGAGGCACAUCGGGCUACCAGGCGAAGCAGCAGGCAGCGGGCCACCAGGCGGAGCGACAGGCAGCGGGCCCCCGGGCGGGGCGACAGGCAGCGGGCCCCCGGGCGGGACUGCGGGCACCGAGUCGUCUGGCAAGACUGCGGGCACCGAGUCGUCUGGCAAGACUGCGGGCACCGAGUCGUCUGCCAAGACUGCGGGCACCGAGUCAAACUAGCGGAACAGCGGGCAUCGAGUCAACUGGCGGAACAGCAGGCACCGAGUCGUCUGGCAAGACUGCGGGCACCGAGUCGUCUGGCAAG